GCCGCCCCCCACUCUCCCGCCUGAGCGAACUCGGCCGCCGCGGACCGAGUGCGGGAGCCAUGCAGCGGGUCCUGUCAGGCGCGGCGGCGCGCGUCGCGACCCCCGAGGCCCGGUCCUGGGUCUGCAGGCGGCGCGGAGCCCACCAGCGGGCUGGUCCCGUGUCGCUCGGCCACGGCUGGGUCGGAGGCGGCUUGGGGCUGGGACUGGGGUUGGUGCUCGGGGCGAAGCUGGCGGGCGGGCUGAGGGGCGCCACCCCCGCAAUGCCCUCCGGGACCAGCGACCCGGAGCCGGCGCCUCCGGCCGAACCGCUGCUGGACCCGACCCUGUUCCCCACCGCGGGGCCUCCGCAGACCCCCGCGCUGCCCUGCGCCGGGCGCUUCGCCAGAGCCAUCGAGAGCAGCCGCGACCUGCUGCACAGAAUCAAGGAUGAGGUGGGCGCACCCGGCAUAGUGGUUGGAGUUUCUGUAGACGGAAGAGAAGUCUGGUCGGAAGGCCUAGGCUAUGCAGAUAUUGAGAACCGUGUGCCUUGUAAGCCAGAGACAGUCAUGAGAAUUGCCAGCAUCAGCAAAAGCCUUACCAUGGUUGCUCUUGCCAAACUGUGGGAAGCAGGGAAGCUGGAUCUUGAUACUCCUGUGCAACAUUAUGUUCCUGAAUUCCCAGAAAAAGAGUAUGAGGGUGAAAAGGUUUCUGUCACAACAAGAUUAUUGAUUUCCCAUUUAAGUGGAAUUCGUCAUUAUGAAAAGGACAUGAAAAAGGUGAAAGAAGAGAAGGCAUACAAAGCCUUGAUUAUGACCAGAGGGACACUGGCAUCUGACCAAGAAAAAGAAUUUAAAGAAAAAGGAAGCAAAAGUAAUGAAAAGGAAGACUUCGUGAAAGCCAAGACAGAGCCAGACAGUGAAGCCAGGGGCCGUCAUUCAAAACCGGGCAAGAAGAAAAACGAUUUUGAACAAGGCGAAUUAUAUUUGAAAGAAAAGUUUGAAAAUUCCAUUGAAUCCUUAAGAUUGUUUAAGAAUGAUCCAUUGUUCUUUAAGCCUGGUAGUCAGUUUCUGUAUUCAACUUUUGGCUACACCCUCCUGGCAGCCAUAGUGGAAAGAGCAUCAGGAUAUAAGUAUUUGGACUACAUGCAGAAAAUAUUCCAUGACUUGGAUAUGCUGACAACCGUACAGGAGGAAAACGAGCCUGUCAUUUACAACAGAGCAAGAUUUUAUGUUUACAAUAAAAAGAAACGCCUCGUGAACACACCGUAUGUGGAUAACUCCUAUAAAUGGGCUGGUGGUGGCUUUCUGUCAACAGUGGGUGAUCUUCUGAAAUUUGGAAAUGCAAUGCUGUACAGUUACCAAGCUGGGCUGUUUAAGAACUCACAUGAAGAUCUUUUACCUGGAUAUCUCAAGCCGGAAACCAUGGUUAUGAUGUGGACACCUGUCCCUAACACAGAAAUGUCUUGGGAUAAAGACGGUAAAUAUGCAAUGGCAUGGGGGGUGGUGGAAAAGAAGCAGACGCAUGGUUCUUGUAGGAAGCAGCGGCAUUAUGCUUCCCAUACUGGGGGUGCGGUGGGUGCCAGUAGUGUCCUGCUGGUCCUUCCUGAAGAACUGGAUGCAGAGGCCAUAAAUAACAAGGUUCCCCCAAGAGGAGUGAUUGUUUCUAUUAUCUGCAACAUGCAGUCUGUUGGCCUCAACAGCACCGCUUUAAAGAUUGCCCUGGAAUUUGAUAAAGACAGGUCAGACUAACAUCUGACACAGUAAACACUUUGAAAUAUUAUACUUCCAAAAUAAUUGAGCUCUUUAAGAAUGAAUUUACAAUAGAGUAUAAUGAAUGCAGAAAAUUAUGUACCUCUACUUGCUUAAUUUUGUAACUGUCUUUUGUUGUAGAAUUGGUUCUUUAUACUCAGGGAGGUUGCUCUUGUUUCUACUUUUUGGAAAAAGUGUUAAUUCUUGAAAUAAAAUAUUCUGAUAAAAA
Messenger RNA from Cavia porcellus (domestic guinea pig), 1956 nucleotides. RefSeq names its product lactamase beta (gene Lactb). The record is from RefSeq and is a predicted model, not a curated record. Gene Ontology annotation, molecular function: peptidase activity. NCBI's taxonomy places the organism in Eukaryota, Metazoa, Chordata, Mammalia, Rodentia, Caviidae. The transcript has 6 exons. Gene Ontology annotation, biological process: proteolysis; regulation of lipid metabolic process. Gene Ontology annotation, cellular component: mitochondrion. The coding region runs from base 60 to 1727 and encodes 555 amino acids.